Frankliniella occidentalis (western flower thrips) is the source of this 1909-nucleotide messenger RNA. RefSeq names its product protein SHQ1 homolog. NCBI's taxonomy places the organism in Eukaryota, Metazoa, Arthropoda, Insecta, Thysanoptera, Thripidae. Gene Ontology annotation, cellular component: nucleoplasm; cytoplasm. Bases 210 to 1688 code for a protein of 492 amino acids. Gene Ontology annotation, biological process: box H/ACA snoRNP assembly. The record is from RefSeq and is a predicted model, not a curated record. The transcript has 8 exons.
UACGUCUGCUGAGACAUGUGGUGAACGAGAAGAUCCAAUUUGAGUUUUAUCGUUAAUUCCUAAAUUAGUUACCUUCAAUUCCUGGAAGGACCUGAAGAAGAUGAUAUAAAGUGUUUGGUAAAAUAAAGUUUCAGACUUACUGUCUUCGCUCUUCUGGCGGGUGAAACUCUAAUUGCCGUCUGACUAAAAUUAGGUUAGAAUUGUAUGCAAUGAUUACUCCACGGUUUAAAGUAGAUCAAACAGAUGCUGAUCUGAUCUUCACCAUUCAUGCACCAUAUGCAAGCAUCGCUGAUGCAGAGAUCUAUGCAGAUCUGGAUAUCUUCUGCUUCUAUGCCUCACCUUAUUACUUAAGGAUUCAUCUUUCAGGCCACAUUGAAGAAACUGAUGCUUCAAAGGGUAGCUAUGAUGCGGACUCUGGAACAUUUGUCUUGUCUGUUCAGAAAGUGACGAAGGGGGAGUUCUUUGAAAACUUAGAUUUUAUAACAGCCCUGCUCACUCCAAGCCAAAGUCAGAAACGUGACAUUGCCAAACCUGUUGUUGAAGUAAUUGAUUGUAACAAUGAAAAUGAUGAAAACAAUGGUGAAGAUAGUGAUGAGGAUGGAAGUGAAUGGUACAUUGACCAGUGCCCGUAUGAUGAACCAUCAGAAGACUUUCUUUUAUCGGCUCCACAUUACGGGUUUGCUAACAAACUGUCAGGAGCAUUCCAGAACUUCAAGACUGAGUUUUUGGAGGUAGUUGAUUUACCAGACCCUGACUCAACACCAAUCUCAGAGAGAUCCAAGUUACGAUUAGCACAAGAAGCAGAGGAUUUUAGUGAUGAUCAUUACUUGGCUGAUUGGGCACAACCAGAGUACAUUGAGUCAUUGCUAACCUUCGAAUGUUGGUGGGAAAAGAGCUCACAAGUUGAGUACCUGGAUGAAGAAGUUGAUAUUUUAAAAGAUCUUCCAAAGAAGGAGUUCUUACUGGACAAAAGAGAGGAGUUUCUAGUUUCAUUUUCACUAAUUGACAUAUUGUUCGGAUAUGCCUACAAUAUACGCAGUACAAUGGGAGAAAAUACUGUGGAAUCUGCCUGGACAGUGAACAAAUUAAGUGGAACUUUAAGUUGGUUUGAGAACUUAACUACCUUAAGAGACGCAGCUGUAGUUCCUGUUCGUCGAAGUUUGUGUUACCCUUUAUUUCGACAUUGGGAACUUGCAAUGAAAGUCCUUGGUGAUGUAAAUUGUAUUCUGAAAUUAGGAAAAAAGCACAUUCUUAAGUGCUUGUUAGAAAUCUAUGUCAUGUUUAACAAUAGUGAACCUCGUUACCUCUUAAAUCAACUCUAUAUUAGAGACUAUAUUAUAUGGAUUCAAAAAGCUUUUGAAUCACAGAUCAAGUCUCUUUCCGCUGCACUUGACAAGAUUGUACUGUGUAAGGCUGAUGUUAGCUUAGACUUGAACGAAUUAGAAAUGGCAGCAGACCUUGUUCAAAAAGAAGAAGAAGAAGCAGCAGCUGCUGCCAAACAAAUAUCCCAAGUCACUCUUUGCGAGGAUAUUGCAACCCUUUCUCUCUCUGUAAAAAGAGAUUGUGAGAGAAAUUCGUCUGACUCAUCAGAUAGUGAGGAUGAUUCAACUUCAUCAGAGGACUCUUCAUCUUCAUCAUCUGGUUUGGAUUCAGAUGAUCUCUCUGAUAAGGAAGAGGAAAACAAAUGAAAAGACCCAUGACUUUCCUCAAUUAUGAAAAGGUAUUUAAUUUUAGAAUUUUCCCAGAUUUUAUUAUACAUUACUUAUUGUUUGUUAAAUGUCACUUACUGAACUAUUUUUAUACUUCAAGUGUUUAUUCUACUAUUAUUUGUUCAUAGUAAUUACUAUUAACUUUUGGAUCAUACUGUAAAAAAAUGAACAAUCAAAUAUGAAAUAAUAUUGGAAGAUCA